AUGGCCGCGGCCAAUGUCCUGAUGUCGCGCCCCGACAGCGCAGCCAUAAAAAACGCCGGGUACGCCUGCGAAACAACAAUCCACCCUGGGACGAGGACGACUGGGUGGGAUGAUGCGACUAUUACGACCAACAUCGACACCGACCGCUUGCCAUGGUCAGCCGAAGACCUGCGCAGCCCCUUUGCGAUUGCGCGACAAUCACCACCGAGAGAGCGGUGUCACGCAUCGCGCCUUAUUGUACCCAGCGUCUCCCCGAAAUGGGCGCGUGAUUUGCGUACUCCUUGCGCUUCUGAGCCCGGUAUACUAGAAGACGACGGCAACCUUCUCGACCCCCACCACAUCGAUGCCGUCCCAGAUCGGCGCAUAAACCCCUUGGAUCGACCCAGUGGUGAACCACCGGCAACAGCGGCAAGUGGCUCUCGUCACCCCGGUCGCAAAGACUCUGGAGACCUCUUCAGCGAUCCCAACAUGAAUUUUAUCGACUUUUCUUCCACCGAUGGUUUCUGGCAAGCCGCAAAGAAAAAGAAGAAGCCGACGCAACAGUUCAACUGGGCCGACACCAACAACAAUGGUAGUGGAGGUGGUGGUGACGAAGGUGAGAAAAAGGAAGGGGACGCCGGCGACCAGGCAAACAAAGACGUGGGCAGUGGUGGCGCUGGUGGUUCUGGCGACGACAAAAAAGACGAUGAGAAGAAGGACGACAAACCCGCCGACGACCCAUGGGGCGACUUUACCGCAGUAGGCGGCAAGAAGAAGAAGGACAAGAAGACCAAUCUUUUCUCGCUUGAAGACGACGACAAGAAGGCCACCUCCAAAUUCGACGACCUGCUUCCUGACAUCGCCCCCUCUGGCGAGUUUGAUGCCUUUCAAGAAAUCAAACUGACCGACACAACACCGACAUUGGACUUCAGUAUAGGCAAUUCAUCGACGACAAAAACAUCACAAUCCUUUGGCACGUGGGGCAAUUCAUGGAACACGGGUUCCGCGUGGGGAUUUGGCAAGUCGGAAGAAAAGGCUGCCCCUGCUGUGGAAGAGAAGAAGGAAGAGGACUCCAAUCCAUGGAGCAUCAAUCGGCCAAAGCCGAAGAAAAAGACCAAGCAAACUAUUAGCUUUGGCGCCUUCGGCGAAGAGGAGGAGCCUACCGGGAAGGCUCCAGUGGAGGACGAAAAAGAGGACGACGGCUUCGGCUUCAGUUUUGGCAACAAAAAAGACAAAAAGAAGUCCGGCUUCUGGGGCGACGACGACCCUACCGAAGAGAAAAAGGAGGAGGACAACGCCUGGGGUGAGUGGGGCACGAUCGGCAGCAAGAAGAAGAAGGCCAAGGACCCCGAACCUGAACCUGAACCAGCCAAAAAGGAGACGCCGCCCGAAGAUGACUGGUUCUCUCCUGUCGCCUCCAAAAAAGACAAGAAGAAAAAGGCCACCACCUCUUCUUUCUUCGAUGAUCCGGUGCCGGAUGCGCCGCCCGCAAAGGAGCCUGAGCCCGCACCCGCUGCCGACGACCCAUGGGGCAUGGCGACGUCCAAGAAGACAAAGAAAAAGGUCGGCAAGAACAACGUUUCCAGCAGUAUCUUUGAUCCUCCCGAGCCAGAGCCGGUAACAGAGCCUCCCAAGGGGUCAGAGUCGCCAGAGAAGGAGGAAGAGUCUAGUUGGGACGUUUGGGGCCUCGGUAAGAAGACCAAGAAAAAGACGAUCGACGAAAAGCCUUCCGAGUCUCUUCCCGAAAACGAACCUGAACCGGAAAAGAACGUCGAAGACGAUUUUGGAUGGGGCGUCACGACCAAGAAAAAGAAGAAGGCCAAGGCUGGCGCUGUGAAAGACCCAGAGCCAGGGCCAGAGCCAGAGCCCGCGAAGGCCACGACGUCCUUUGACGACGAUUUUGACUUUUUUGGUAAAAAGAACAAGAAGUCCAAGGCUGGUGUUGUCGAGGAAGUCGUCGAAGCACCACCGCCGCCUACAGAAGAGACCAAGACAGACGAUUUUGACUUUGGCUGGGGCGCUCCAAUCACCGGCAAGAAGAAGAAGAAGGGUGCCAAGGCAGCCGAUCCUGUGCCAGAACCGGAACCGGAAAAGUCUGCCGAAGACGACGCAAAGCAUGCCGCCGAUUCCAUGUUCCCUUCGUUUGUCUCCAUCAAGACCGACUCCAAAAAGAAGGAACUCGAGCCUGAGCCGGAGAAGAAGGUCGAGGACGACCCCUGGGGCUUCACAACGACCACCAAAAAGUCCAAGAAGAAGAAGGGUGCUGCAGUCGCCGUCGUCCCCGAGCCCGAUCCACCCAAGGAGCCAGAGCCGGAACCGGAACCGGAACCAGAAAAGAAGGUUGGGGACGACCCCUGGGGCUUCACGACUACCGCCAAAAAGUCCAAGAAGAAGAAGAGUGACAUUGUGGAACCCGUCAAAGAGCUCGAGCAGGAACCCGAACCGCCAGCACCGGAGCCUGCUCCUUCUAAAGGAUGGGGCUUUUCCAGCAUCUGGGCGUCUGCGACCAAGAAACUUAAGGAAUUAGAUCCCGAACGUGAACCUCAACCAGAUCCCCUACCCGAACCAGAACCUGAACCUACACCUGAACCUUCACCUGAGCCGGAACCUGAGCCGGAAAAGAAGAUUGACGAUGACUUUGGCUGGGGCACGACUACCACCAAGAAAAAGAAGAAGAGCAAGAAGGACGCCAUCGUCGACUCUGUCAAAGAAGAAGUCAAACCAGAACCGGAGCCUGAACCGGAAAAAAAGGGUGCCGCCGCUGUUGAGGUGGUUCCUGAUCCUCCUGCUCCGGAGCCUGAGCCAGAACCGGAACAACCGGAGCCAGAGACCGAGAAGAAACCUGCUGAAGAAGACCCUUGGGGCGCUUGGGGCACAACGACCAAGAAAUCAAAGAAGAAGGCAAAGAAGGACGCUGUUGUCGAGCCAGUCAAAGAACCAGAGCCCGAGCCAGAACCUGAGCCAACCCCAAAGCCAGAGCCUGAGCCAGAACCGGAAAAGAAGGUUGAGGAUGAUCUUUGGGGCUUCUCCACUUCGAAAAAGGACAAGAAGAAAAAGAAAAAUGCCCUUGUCGUCGAGCCUGUACCGGAACCUGAGCCGGUUCCAGAGCGUGAGCGUGAGCCUGAACCUGAGCCUGCCCCGGAGAAGAAGGUUGAUGAUGACCCUUGGGGCUUUGCUACUUCAAAGAAGGAAAAGAAAAAGAAGAAGAAUGCCAUUGUCUUCGAACCCGAACCCGAACGCGAGCCCGAGCCAGUUGAAAAAGAGCCUACCAAGGCUGAGCCUGAAGACGAUGCAUGGGGUCUCAGCCUGUCGAAGAAAGACAAGAAGAAAAAGAAGAACGCCGGCACGCUUGAGCCGGAGCAUGAGCCAACCCCCGAACCGGAGGCCGAGAAAAAGGAAGAAGAAGAUCCUUGGGGUUUCGCUACGACCAAGAAAGACAAGAAGAAGGGCAAAGAUGAUGGCUCUACCAACGGUGACGGCGCCUCCAUCAGCAAGACUACAGAGGACAAUUCUUGGGACACUUGGGGCGCUACUACAACCAAGAAGGACAAGAAGAAGAAGAGCAAGGAUGAAGCCUCUUCAAAUGGUGACAAUGCUUCAAUCAAGCCUGCCGACGAUCCGCCUCCUGCUGCCGACGACGACUGGAUGAAUUGGGGCACAACAGUAAAGAAGUCCAAGAAGUCUAAGAAGGCCACCAGCGAUGUCUGGGGCGAGCCUGAGAAGGUCGACGACCCGCCUCAUGACAAAAAGGCCGACGACGACGUUGACUUUUUCGACAGUUUGGGUUCUUCUAGUAAGACCGACAAGAAAAAGAAGAAGAAGGACAUCGACAAUACCAAAGAUGCGCCCGCCGACGAACCUGCUCCGGAAGAUGAAACCAACGACUUGUGGGGCGGAUGGGGAACGUCUUCUAAAAAGACGAAGUCAGGCAAGGUGGCCGAAGAUGCGGAAAAGCCACCCAUUGUCGAGGAGCCAGCCAACGAACCUGAAGAUGAGUGGGGCAUGAUAACGAAGAAAAAGAAGAAGAGCAAGCUGUCCAAGAACGCUGAGCCAGACCCACUGCCACGCGAACCGACUCCUCCACCGCCGGAAGAAGAAGAGGAGAACAUCUGGGACGAGGUUCCAUCCAAGUCCAAGUCGAAGAAGGAUAAAGAAAAGGACAAGGAGGAAGAGAAGGAAAAGGAAAAGAAGAAGGAGCCGAAGUUGACCAAGAAAGAGCAGGAAAAGCUUGAGAAGGAGAAGAAGAAGGCAGAGAAAGAGAAGGCCAAAAGAGAGGCUCAAGAAGCACAGGAGGCCGAACUAGCGGCAGCUCGCGAAGCUGAGGAGCAAGCUGCUCGCGAGGCAGAGGAGGCAGCACAGCGCGAGGCUGACGAAAAGGCACGCAUCGAAGCUGAGGAGCAGGCUGCGCGCGACGAGGAGGAGGCCAAGAUCGCCGAGGAGGAAGAAAAGCGCACGACGCUCCAAUCCAAGAAAGAUCGCGGCCGCAAGCUUACUAAGAAAGAGCAACGCGAACUCGAUCUACUUAACGAAAACGCCGAAAAGCGGGCCGCGGAGGCUGCAGAGAAGGCGGCUGCCAAGGAGGCCGAGGAGCAAGCGGCCCGCGAAGCGGAAGAGCAAGCCCAGCGCGAGCGUGAAGAGGCCGAGGCCGAAGCUGCUGCCAAGAAGGCAUCCAAGUCCAAGUCCAAGUCGAAGGACAAGGAUGCCGACAAGGAUUCCAAGGACUCCAAAGACAAGAAAAAGGAGAAGAGCAGCAAGAAAGACAAGAAGUCCAAGGGCAAGGACGGUGACGACGGCGACGACUUAUUCAAAGACCUCGAAGAUGACCUCAUCAACCUCAGUCCUGAACAGGUCGAAGAGAUUCUGGCGCCCAAAAACGACUCCUUCAGCUUCUGGGGCACGGCCAAGAAAAUGACACAGAGCAAGAGUUCACUGCCUGAACCGACGGGUUCUAGUGCUAGCGCCAAAGCGGCAGCAGCCGAGGCGGACGCUACAAUGGCAGAUGAGUCAGCGAAGGUUCUGGAAUCGACAAAGGACGCUAAGAGCUCCAAGUCCAAGAGCUCCAAAAAGGGCAGUGCCGUUGCGGAGGCGACCAAAGAAAAGGAGAAGGACAAGGAUAAGGACAAGGAUAAGGACAGGGACGUCGUCGCGUCGUCGCCGCCGCCUACCGCGUCUUCCUCCAAAGUCAAGAAGGUCGGCGGCAAGAUUUCCGAUCGCCUCAAAAUAUUCGAAUCCAUUGCCGACGACAGCAAAAAAGCUCCUGUUGACGAAGAACCUACCCCUCCACCACCGCCUCCUCCUCCUGCGCUAGAAACAGUGAAGGAGAAGAAGAAAAAGUCCAAAUCCAAAGACAAGCAGAUCGUCGUCGAAGAAGAGCGUGAACCCAGUCCCCCGCCGUCAGCUCCUGUCACGAAGAAGGGAACUUCUCGGUGGUCCUUCACAUCGCCGCUGAGUUUCUCCGUCGAGGAAAAUGACGGCGCUGACGACGCCAACAAGCAGAGCCACGACGACGAGCUUGUUGUAGACAUGGCGCCGACGAAGAAAUCAAAGAAGGGCACCAUCAGCAAGUCCAAGUCCAAGGUCGAAGCUGUGCCGCCACCGCCGCCACCGGCUCCUCCUGCUCCCCCAGCCGUUCCCGAAGAUCCAACAACCCCACCGCACGAGUCUCGAUCCGCAAAGAAAGAACGCGCUAAGAUUAGCCGCGAUGGCAGCUCGUCGUGGGGCAUGUGGACUGCUGCAACACCACAGCCUUCGUCCUCGAGCAAGAGUCGCGAAAUGCGCCAAAGCUCCUCAUCGAAGAGAGAGUCCAAGAGCAGCAGCUCUAGGAAGGUAUCUGGCGAACGAGAUGAAAAGGCGUCCUCCUCCAAAGAAUCGUCCGCGUCCGACAAAGCCGACCAUGACCGUUCGAUGAAGCUAGACAAGGGUACCAUCAAAGAGACGCCCGCCAAGAUGCUUCGCCGUCAGAGCGUGUUUACCAGCACGCCGCCCCUAUCACGAUCCACCUCAACGCGCGAGAAGCGACACAGCAGCUCGCGGCGCAACUCUGUCGACAUGUCUCACGGUGUCAUUUCGCCCCCACCCGAACCUGCCGAGAUGUCGUCUAAGGCGGCCAAGAUCCUGGGUGUUGGUGUGGAUGGUGCAAAUCCUGACAAAUUGGAGCGGCGUAGAUCAAAGGCCCGCCGCCAAGACGAAGAUGACGUCACGACCGACGCUGCCGCUUUCCCCGUGGCUCCUUUCAAGCGCUCCAACUCGACCUCUACCAAGCGUUCCGGAUUCUCCGGCCUAUUUGGAAAGAUCUCGUCUACCCCUACACCGGAGACUCCCGUGCCUCGCUCCGAACCACGACCCAGCGGCAGUAGCCGCCGCCGCGACCGCGGUGUGACAACCGAUGUGGAAGACGGUGGAAACGUGACAGAUGCCGACCAAGAAGCGCGCCGUCAAGCACGUCGCGCACGUCGCGCUGAACGAGAAGCCGCUGAACGCGCCGCCGAAGAAGCACGCCGGGCUAAAGAUGAGGAACGCCGCGAACGCCGCCGCAAACACGAAGAGGCUGAAGAAGCGCGCAGACAAGAAGAACGCGAGGCCCGUCGCGCUGAACGGCGCGCGCGCCAUCGUGAAGAAAGCGACCGACGUGCGGCGCAGGAACGCGAGACGACCGAACACGCUGACCGUGAGCGUGCCGAUUACGAGCGUGCCGAGCGUCGUCGCAUUCGGAAGGAGCGUGAACGUGCCGAAAUGGAGCGUCAGAUCGACGAUGCCGAUGCCGAAGCGCGUCAUGCAGCGCGUCGUGAGCGUCGCAAGGCCGAAGCCGUCUCCCAGGCUACCCGGGAGAGCGAACGCGAAGGCGACGACGCGCGCAGACAACGCCGCAGUGAACGUCGUGUGUCCCGCGACAUGGAAGGCAAGACAUCGCGCAGACAGUCCGACACGGAAGACUACCAGGCUUACUCACGUGGCGACCGGGAACGCCGUGAAAAGCGCAGCAGUGCCGUCAAACCUAGCUGGCCGCACUCGGGCACCUCCUCGUGGGUCAAAGAGCAUUCAGACGCCCCGCCACCGCCACUUGAGCAAGACGCUGCUGCUGCCGCGGCCGCUGCUGCCGCUGCCGGCGACGGUAGUACGCCCACAGACGAUGACGGAGCACGUCGGGAACGCCGCGAACGCCGUCGUACGAGCCAGCGCUACCAUGAUGGGGAAAUGACAGCUGCAGAGAUUGAGGAUGACCGCCGUCGCCGUGCUCGUCGUGAGGAGCGUGCUCGUGAGCGCGGGCAAGACAAGUCCUACCGCGAACGUGAGCGUGGCGAACGGCGUGAACGUGGCGAGCGCGCUGACCGUGGCGAGCGCGCUGACCGUGGCGAUCGCACAGGACGCGGUGGCUCUGACGGUAGCGACGGACGCAACGGCCAACAAGACCCUGUGUUCGUGGACACGACACCGCGCAGCAGCUGGUGGCGCAAAAUCACUGGCAACUAG
This is a messenger RNA of Sporothrix brasiliensis 5110, 7449 nucleotides long. RefSeq lists its product as uncharacterized. The record is from RefSeq and is a predicted model, not a curated record. NCBI's taxonomy places the organism in Eukaryota, Fungi, Ascomycota, Sordariomycetes, Ophiostomatales, Ophiostomataceae. The transcript is spliced from 4 exons. The coding region runs from base 1 to 7449 and encodes 2482 amino acids.